GCAGAGCAGACGACACGUGUAAUCCACCACGUUCCCAAAACGGACCAAUCAGAGAUCGCCUUUGCGAAACCAGACAUCUGAUUGGUCAAUUUUUCGGAUAUAUAUCCAAUGGCACGGGCCUUUGGUGAAGAAGUACGGGGGAAGUGACUACAACUGGGACGCAGAAUGUACACUGUGAGCAGAGGCCCAAGCAAACUGGCAGCUCAACGCCGACGGGGUCCGACGCAAAACCUUGAGAAAGUGAGUCCUACAUCGCCUACCUUCAAGGACGAAAAUUGGAACGCCAUCAAAAUGAGUUCUCCAAGGCCAGUCUUCACUCCGGUGAAUGGGAAGAAGAAAGAGAGAACAGUCUCACCAGUUCACCAACAGGACCAGACCCCAGAACACCAGUAUAACGUCAGAUACUUGUAUGACAUUUGGAGAAGAGUCGAGCGGGAGGAACAGGAGGACAGGGAUAAAAAUCAUGGCACCAAAUAUUAUGUAGAGUCAGAGAAACCCAAUCCUGCACUAGAAAAUUUUGUUCCAUUCGACUUGGAACAGUUUUGGGCCAACAAGUUCUUACAAAGUGUGAAAGAGUCAUCCUGAUAACUGUAUAGUGUGUGUUUGGUAGCAGUCUUCUCCCAUGUGUACUGUUCUGCCACGAAAAUAAUGUGUACUUGUCUCAAAGUGUACUACUUCAUUUUGUCUUGUACAAAGAGAAAAGAAAAAAGUUUAAAAACAUAGACAAGCAAUACCUAGAAUUUUAUGUUCAAUGUUGUCUGGAUACCUAUAAGGUGUUGUAUUGUAGACAAUAUUUGUUAUUUCAUGAAUAGCAGUUA
Molecule: messenger RNA, 818 nt
Organism: Branchiostoma belcheri (Belcher's lancelet)
Lineage: Eukaryota; Metazoa; Chordata; Leptocardii; Amphioxiformes; Branchiostomatidae
Product: MAPK regulated corepressor interacting protein 2-like
Exons: 6
Coding region: 166-585 (139 amino acids)
Source: RefSeq, a predicted model, not a curated record